AUGAUGCUUUCUCAGGGGGAGCACUCUGCGAGCAGCGGCUCGGCCGGCGCGCAAGGUCGUUUCAAGCGGCAGCGCGAGGCGGAGGCGAAGCGUCGGGAGCAGCGUGUUGAGGAUGUGCUGGCCCACACUACCCACAUCGUCGACACGAUCGCCUCUAUCAACGGCAAGUAUGUGCUCAGCCUCAAUGGCGAGCGGGCACGACUCGCGCACCAGGUGACGGAACUGCAGAGACGAAUGACGAAGCACCAGGUGCAGCAUGCCGAGGACACCACUCAACGCGUGCUGAGUGACCUCGAACGUCUUCGCGGCGCGGUGACGAGCAGCGUGAAGGAUCAACUCAUCAAAUCGCUGCUGGACGACGCAGAAAAGGGCCGCGGUGAUGCCUUCGACGCCGUGUGGGCGCACGUGGACGAGGCCCUUCACGGGUCCCUUGCCGUGGCCGAGGCCGAGCUGUCGGCCGAGCGGCAACUGAAUCACACGCUUGUGCAGCAGCUACAGAGCUACACACAAACUAUCUUAAGGGAGGUGAAUGGCGCCACGUCGCGCGCAUUUAAGGCCGAGGUGGAGGUGAUGCAACGCGACGUGCUCGUGGCAAGGCUGCGAGCAGCCUGCACUUUUGCCGAGAACCGACUGGUUCGCCAUGAGCAGGAGGUGGAUGCCCUCAUGCGGGUGGUGGCGCAGCUCGCCGAGAAGAGCCGCUACGCCGAGUCGGCUCGGGCAGAUGGGCGCCGAGCAAAGUACCACGUCCGGCUGCUGGAGCAGCACCUCGGACUGAACGAGAUUGUGGCCGCCGUGCGGGGCGAGGUAGCCCGUGCGUCUUCUGACGUAUAUGCGGAGAUGCAGCGAGGCAGUGCACUGCCUGCACCGCCGGAUCUGUCACUGCGAUCUAGUGCGCCGCACUACUACGCUCUCAAGAUGCUGGAGCACAAGGAGAUGACGCUGACGGACCUCGUGGACUCGUGGCAGCAGCAAGAGGCGCGAAUUAUAGAGGCAGAGCAGCGCUAUACGUGCCUCGAAGGCGUUGUGAAGCGUGUGCAACAUGAUGCCCUCGUCGUUCACCAACGCUACCUGGAGGAGAAGCAGCGUCGCGAGAUUGCCGACAGACGGAUUACGGACAUGGUGCGGGAGCGACUCCACUCGCAGAAAGACCAAGCCAUCUCACAGGAGGUGCAGCGGCUGCGCUGGGCAUAUACGGAGGUGGUGGACGACGCCGCACAGCUGGCCGUGAACUUAAAGGUGUGCCGUGAUGAGCUUCGACGCGCACAGGAGGAAACGGCUGGUUUGUCUGCCCAAGUCCGGCAGCUGCAGAGGGAUGCCGAGAUGGACCAGGUGGCGCUAACGAUCCAAGAGCUGCGCAGCGAGUACACCGCGCGUGUGCGUGACCUCGAGGAGGCAUCGACGCGAGCCGAGAUGCAGCUAAGACUCGCGGAGAGCGUGUCGACGCAGUACGGGACCGCCGCCACCGAGGCUACGGCAGCACUGCAGCGGGUCGCGCAAGCCAACGCGGAGCUGAGUACUGCGACUCUGCAGGUGAUUCCUGAUGACCGCGACGCCGUUGCACGGUCAAAUGCAGCGUGGAGGGAGGAGGUGGAGCGGAUAGAGACGCAGUCGGAACGUGUUCUCGCGAUGAUUAGGCACAUGGAAGGGUUUGAAAGUGCGCAGGGUAACCUGUAUGAUGCUCAGGUGAAGGAGCUGAUGCGCCAAUGGACGCUGGCGCGGGAGGCGGAGAAGGCAGCGAUGACUUCCUCCGCUGCUGCUGAAGGCCUGCGCCGCGGGGGAGGACUGAUGGCCAUCAGCCGCGAAGCGGUCGACGACGGCACCGAGUCGCGCACACUUGUCUCCUCGUCCAUCGCAGGUGAGGAGUCCAUGGAUAAGGUGAAUGCCGUGCUGGGAGCCUCUCAGUUUGCGCUGCGUGAGGCGCUUGUGCUGCUGAAUACGUCCCUGCAGAGCACGGACGUGGAGAGGUCGCGCCUUGUGGAUACGUCCCUUUCGGAUGCGCAGUGUGUCUCAGAGUUGAUGGCAGAGGUGCGGCGUGUCACAGCAGAGCGUGACAGGUUGCGUGCACAGGUGAAGGUGUGCCAGGAGUUGCUCGAGAAGAACCACGUGACGGUGGUGGAGCGGGCGCUGAUGCAUGACGUCCCAGUGGAGGACUCUCUCAACGUGGCCGAGGCCACGGAGCGCAUCGAGGUGCUGAAGAAUCAGCUGGCGGCGGCAAAGCAGGUGUGCGAGCGCUCGUUGAACGAGGUGAAGCAGGUCACAGCAGAGAAGGAUGACGUGGAGCUGCGUCUCGCACAGCUGAGGCGCGAGCACGAGGUGUUGCAGGGGCACUCGAGCCGUCUUAAGGACAAGUUGCACAGGAGCCUGGCGAGGGAGUCUGAGCUGAUGGAGAAGAAUAUGGCGCUACAGACACAGCUCACAGACCUUGUCCAGCCGCCAGGCGUACCCGCACAGGAGGCAGAGGCGUCGUCCACUGCACUGCAGACCACCGCGACUCACCUCACGGACCUCUUCUCAUCUCUCCAGGAGUCGCUGGGUAGCCUCAACGCGGAGAUCAUGACCCUGCGCCGCAAGCAUGUCGAUGAGGCCUCGAUAGAUGCGGACGUUGUCAGCGGCGGCAAUAACGGCGCUGGGGCUGAAGACACCGAAGGCGCACUGUUCGUCGACUCUCUGAGCCGCUCCGGUAUGAUGAACAUCGUUCGUGUGCUGAAGGAUACGUUGCACAAGGCCGGUCUGCUGAAGGCGUCACUGAAGAGUUUCUCUGGGGCCCAGGCUAUCGGCCUGUGUGCUGCUGCUAAGGUGUCCGAAGGCGGUGCUGGAGGAAGCGGUGGCGCGGUGGCUGCAAGCGUCGUGCCGCAUCCAUCGCCUGAGACGCAGCAGCGGGCACUUGAGUACCGCUCUUCUCUGCUCGAAGCCAAGCUUGCCAGCAUGGCCGCAGAGCGGCUGGAGAUGCGAGAGCGCGUGCAAAAGGCGGAAAAGACGACGGCAGACAUGGAGGCGGCAAAUCAGCGGCUCCUCACCAUCUCCAAAAGCGUGAUGGAGAAGCAGAACAUGCUCAAGACAGAAAACGAGCAGCUUCGGGCGCAGCUGCUACAGCUAACUGCUGCCACCAAUGCUGCAUCGGCACCGCGGCCAGAGCCUCAUGCGGCGCCCCCUGUCUCAGAUACACAGUCGGUUGAGGCCUCAGUCUCAUCCCAGCACGUCCUGUCGAGUGCGACCGCUGCUCCCACGUCGUCGGCAUCAGCGGCCACGCAACCGUCAGCACAGUUUGUUGGUGAUGACUUGCCUGCUGCGAAUGCGUGGGUGACCGACUCUGCGGUGCCGAGCGCGCAGGAGCAGGAGGAGGAGAAGGCCGAGGGGGCGCUGGAGAGUGUGGCUGGCAACAUGGCCGUCGCACCCCCAUCGGCGCCAAUGGACGAGGAGCCCGUCCCGGAGACGGGGGCGUCGGCGGGCUCUGAAACAUGA
Molecule: messenger RNA, 3462 nt
Organism: Leishmania mexicana MHOM/GT/2001/U1103
Lineage: Eukaryota; Euglenozoa; Kinetoplastea; Trypanosomatida; Trypanosomatidae
Exons: 1
Coding region: 1-3462 (1153 amino acids)
Source: RefSeq, a predicted model, not a curated record